Mauremys mutica (yellowpond turtle) is the source of this 1299-nucleotide messenger RNA. RefSeq names its product phospholipase A and acyltransferase 3-like. Gene Ontology annotation, biological process: N-acylphosphatidylethanolamine metabolic process. Gene Ontology annotation, molecular function: glycerophospholipid phospholipase A1 activity; A2-type glycerophospholipase activity. NCBI's taxonomy places the organism in Eukaryota, Metazoa, Chordata, Testudines, Geoemydidae. Gene Ontology annotation, cellular component: cytoplasm. The record is from RefSeq and is a predicted model, not a curated record. The coding region runs from base 571 to 1098 and encodes 175 amino acids. The transcript has 4 exons.
CUGUGCAGUGCCCGGCACCCUGGGUCCAGCUGUCUGCCUGGGGAUCCUGGAUGCUACCGCAGUAGGAAUAAGCAGGACUACUAAUCGUUCAUAAUUAAUUGGGCCCUAGCUAUCUAUUGAGCUUUGGGUUUUAUCCUGCUGCCCAGCACUGUAGCGUCUGGGUGCCUGCCCUGUCAAAUUAAUGGGUCUUUCUGUGCUUCCCCCUGUACCUUCCCCUCUCCUCCCUGUGCCUCUGUUGUGAUGUACAGAACCCUGAUCUCUGCUGAGGUCUGCACACUGCCUGGCACACAAUGGGGGCCUUGAUCUCAGUGGCGGGUCUGUGCAGUGCCUGGCUCCUGAUCUCAUGCAGGACUGAGAUUAGGAUUCGGCUCUGCUCAGGCUCCCAACUGAGAGACAGCCUCUGCCCCAGGAGUUUACAGUCAAAACAGACAAAGGAGGGGAAACAAAGUCAGAGACCUGUUCAUGGCAAAGCUGGGGCUAGGAACCAGGUGUCUUGAGUCUUAGCCAGUUCACUCCCCACUAGACCACCCAGCCUCCCCUGGAAAGCGACCAGCGACUCCCUGAGUCUGGAUGGCAGCCAGACCCGGGACAGGAAAGAUGCGCAGUGGAAAGGUCUCGAGAAAGGCGGAGCUGGAACUGGGGGACUUGAUUGAGAUCUUCCGCUUCGGAUACCAGCACUGGGUCAUCUAUGUGGGAGACGGCUACGUUGUUCACCUGGCACCCCCCAGUGAGAUACCCGGGGCGGGCUUUGGCAGCCUGAUGUCCACACUGACCAACAAGGCCCUGGUGAAGAAGGAGCGUCUCCUGGAUGUGGUGGGGAGGCACCGCUAUCGGGUCAACAACAAGCAUGACAGGAAGUUCCCUCCGCUGCCGGCGGGGAAGAUUGUGCGGGCCGCCGAGCAGCUGGUGGGCCAGGAGAUGCUUUACAGAGUCACCAGUGAGAACUGCGAGCACUUCGUCACUGAGCUGAGAUAUGGCGUGGCCAGGAGUGACCAGGUGCGGGACGUCCUGGUGGGGGUGAGCGUCGCUGGGCUGGGGCUGGCUGCUCUGGGCCUCCUUGGGGUUGCAGUCCAAAGGAGAAGACGCCAGAACCAGUAACAGACUUGAGUGGAUCAGAGGGGUUUGGGGUUCUUUUUUGGUGUUUUUUUUGAUCCAAGCAGAAGAGACUUUGCAGCCGUUUUGGGGGUGUGGUGGGAGCUUCAUAUGUGUUGCUCUGUCCUCUCUUUCGGGUGAACACCCUCCCCUACCCCCUUGCCGGCACCAGCACAAGAAUAAAACCAGGAGAUUGGUACAAAGUCA